This is a messenger RNA of Lytechinus pictus (painted urchin), 5899 nucleotides long. RefSeq lists its product as uncharacterized. The transcript has 16 exons. The record is from RefSeq and is a predicted model, not a curated record. NCBI's taxonomy places the organism in Eukaryota, Metazoa, Echinodermata, Echinoidea, Temnopleuroida, Toxopneustidae. The coding region runs from base 100 to 1860 and encodes 586 amino acids. Gene Ontology annotation, biological process: protein phosphorylation. Gene Ontology annotation, molecular function: ATP binding; protein kinase activity.
UGACACGCCCAUAUAAACAAUUUUUGACUGAGCCGAGUUGUCAAGCCUUUUCGCUGUUUUAAUUCUUGUGCCGCCAGCUGUUUUUAGAUGGUAAUAUGAAUGGAGUGCUAUGAUAAGAUCACAACAUUGGGCCAAGGGGGUGGCGGUGCAGUCUAUCUGGUCAGGCACCAAAUAACCAAAAAAUUACUUGCUUUGAAGAAGAUUCAGUUGGAUGAGAAAAGAAAGACAAGAACCAGAGAUGCAGUCGAGAGAGAAGCAAAAAUCUUGGCCCAGCUGAGGCAUCCCCAUAUCGUCACCUAUCAUGAUUCUUUCUUCGAAGAGGUUCCAGAGUCCGUCUAUCUCUGCAUAGCUCAGGACUACUGUGAUGGUGGUAACCUAGAUGAGAGGAUACAGACGGCCAAGCACCGAGGAAAACCGUUUGAUGAGGGACGUAUCAUGCAAUGGUUUAUCCAACUCGUCAUGGCUGUACAGUACAUACACUCCAAAAAGAUAUUACACAGAGAUCUAAAAACACAGAAUGUCUUCCUCACAAAGAAUGAUGUCGUCAAGCUAGGUGACUUUGGAAUAUCUAGAACAUUAGAACACACCGUAGACAAGGCCAAGACCUGUGUUGGGACCCCAUGCUACCUUAGUCCAGAACUAUGCCAGGACCAACCCUAUAACAACAAGUCUGAUGUUUGGGCUCUUGGUUGUCUCUUGUACGAGGUGUGUGCGUUUGAGCCGGCGUUUGAUGCUCACAAUCUUCUUAGUCUGUAUUACAAGAUCGUCAAAGGUGAUAACCCGAUUAUUCCGUCCAUGUACUCUACCGACCUUCAAGGAUUAUUAGCGUUCAUACUAGAAAAGGAUCCAGAUAAACGUCCAAGUGCUACAACGAUACUCUCACAGGAUUACAUGCAAACCCACCUAAGUAACUUUAUUGCAGAAAAAGAGCUUCUGCAGCAGCAGCUUGCAACGACAAAAGCCACCAGACCACCGACAAGCUCCUCCCCCAUAGCGAGGUCAAAGGUCACCAGUGUCGCAAACACAUCCAGGAACCGUCCAAUGUCCGCAAGUCACAGGACGAGGGCAUCUUUGCAAACGUCUAAACCUGACCGCUCUCCACCCAGGAGUAAGUCAUCUCUAGCUAUGCUGCCCUCUAUGCCACGGUCAUACACAGGGGAAGCCAUGAAGGAAUCACCAGGUCUACCUCCCAUUAUCCGUCCGCCUCUCGAACCCAGCGAAUCGGGCGACUACCCCGACGACUUUGACAGUAGCGAUGAUGAACGGGAUAGACCGGAUCUAACUAGGAAUAAUGAAGCACGCCCUCUGGUGAAAGCAUCGAGACAGGAAUCUGAGAUGGAUUUAGAAAUACCGGAAGAAUGCGAGUCUCCUCUCAACUCCGAUGAAGAUAUACCAGAGGAGCUAGAGGCGGAGGACGAAGGAGAAGAGAGCUUGAUAGAAAGAAGAACUGAAAGAACAGAAGAAGGAGAAGAGGAGGAGUAUGCAAGUGAUUUUGAAGAUGAUGAUGAGGUUCUUGAGGAUAUUCUGAGCAAUGCAAGGACUGCGGCCAACGUUGAUGUUCAGAAUAGUGAUGAGGACGAUAGCUUUGAAGAUUCCACCAACCUCUCAGAUGACAUCACAAGCUGUCGACAACUUUUAGCAGAUGAAUGCAGAGGUGUUCUGGGAAAUGAUAUCUUCUCUGAGAUUGAAUCUAAAAUUCGGGAGAAUCGAGGGAAAGAUCUUGAUCCCGAUCAACUAAGACUUCAGUUUGAGGAAGCCAUUGGCAGUGAAAGAAUGGAAACAUGCUACCUUCUUAGCGAACUUCUAUCUGAGGUUGAUGAUACUCAAAGUAGAAAGAUGGGAACAUUACCAGUCUCAUGAUAUAUUUAGUAAUUUGAAAGAAUGGUAACCUGCUAUCAUCUUAGAGAAUUUCUAUCAGAUGUCAUGAUACAGAAACUAGAAAGAUUGAAUCGCUACCAGUCUUAUGUUAUGUAUUCAGUGAUUUGAGAGAAUGGUAACAUGGUCCCUUCUGAGUGAGAUUCUAUCAGACAUUAAUGAUACAGAAACUAGAAAGAUGGGAUCGCAACCGGUCUCAUGAUAUUCAUUCAGUGAUUUGAGAGAAUGGUAACCUGUUAUCGUCUAAGUGAAUUUCUAUCAGAUGUUAAUGAUACAGAAACUAGAAAGAUGGGAUCGCUACCAGUCUUAUGACAUGCAUUCAGUGAUUUGAGAGAAUGGUAGCAUGGUCCCUUCUUAGUGAGCUUCUAUCAGAUGUUAAUGAUACAAAAACUACAAAGAUGGGAUCGCUACCAGUCUUAUGACAUGCAUUCAAUCAUUUGAGAGAAUGGUAGCAUGGUCCCUUCUUAGUGAGCUUCUAUCAGACAUUAUUGAUACAGAAACUAGGAAGAUGGGAUCGCUACCAGUCUUAUGACAUGCAUUCAAUGAUUUUAGAGAAUGGUAACAUAGUCCCUUCUUAGUGAGAUUCUAUCAGACAUUAAUGAAACAGAAACUAGAAAGAUGGGAUCGCAACCAGUCUUAUGACAUGCAUUCAAUAAUUUGAGAGAAUGGUAACAUGGUCCCUUCUAAGUGAGAUUCUAUCAGACAUUGAUGAUACAGAAACUAGAAAGAUGGGAUCGCUACCAUUCUUAUAUUAUGUAUUCAGUGAUUUGAGAGAAUGGUAACAUGGUUCCUUCUUAGUGAGAUUCUAUCAGACAUUAAUGAUACAGAAGAUUGGGUUCACACCAGUCUUUUUGUAGGCAUACAGUGAUGUGGUAAGAAUCAUUGCCAGUAUUUAACUUUCAUGAAUUCAUUCCAGAAAUUCCAUCUAUGUUUUCAGUAAUCUUCCUUUAUUUCACCUUGCUUCGUUUCAUUCCAAAGUUUUUAUAAAACUUCUUUCAAUAACUAUGUCUUUCAAUUCUAUUAUGAAAUAAGAAUCAUUGUAAGAAAAAUUGUGAAAAUUAAUAGAAAUAUAUGUAUGUACUGUAUAUGUAUGUAGUUGCAUAUGUACAGGCUUUAGAUGCUUAUUGUUGUUGGACCGUAUUCUGAACUCGGGUUUAAAUUAAACCCUGGUUUAAAGUUGUGGUUUAACUAUGGAGAGCCAACUGGGGCACAAAUCCCUAACAGUAUACAUCCAAUUUAUUAACUCAUAUAACACACAAAUUAUUCAUAAUUGUCUGGGAAUGAUAAAUGAAGUAUUUUGAAGUAUUUUUCUUCAUUAUGAAAGCAAAAUAGUAAACAUAAGAAAUAUACAAUAGAAACAUAAUUUUUGGCUCCCCAUAAUUUUAGCACAGACUUAGACCAUGGUCUAUUAGUUAAACCUGACUUCAGAAUACGGACCGUUGGGUUUAAUUGGAGAUUGGUUGAUUAUUACUAUUAUACCUUGAUAUGAGUUGAGAUGGUGCAAGUUAAUAUAAUUCAUAUUUCAUCAAGUUUUUUCAACGUUUUUAUCUUAGUAUUCUAUAAUAUACAUGUAUGCUUUCAGUGGCGGAUCCAGGUUGAAGUAGAGGGGGUGCCGGCGACAAUUUUCUUCAAUUUAGCAAAAGUAGUAUAAUGGAUGUUCAAUGGGUGAUUCUUAAGGCGACCGCACACCUUACGAUUGGUCUGCGACCCGAUUUCAGAAUAAAAUGUAAUAGAAUGUGAUGCUAAUAUUGAGACUUUGAAUAUCUUACUGUGUAAUGUUCUAAAUCAUCGUACGAAUACCUAUAUUCAAAUCAGUGACUAUGCUAUCAUCCUUCUUAGAAUAAAAGCGAAUUUAAUAUCUAGUCGUAAUGACGUCAUAGCAGUCGUUCGAUUGGUUACGAUUUGAAACUAAUUUUGCCUUUACUCCAAAAUAAAGGCUUGCAAUCUUUCAAAAUGGUUAUAUUAGUAUUCUUUUAAUAAAUUUUAACCUCAAGUAAAAUGAUGUUCCAUUCACAUUUUCAGAAAAUGAGCAAAAUGCGAUUUGUUCCAAAAUCGGAUCGCGAACAGUCGUAAGGUGUGCGGUGGCCUUUAAAUAUAGAGGGGCGUGCACCCCUUGUGCCUUUGUCAGAAUCCACCACAGUGCUUUUACUAUAUUCUGUCUUCUUCAUAAUAAAUUAUGCAGAGAACAUUAAAAUUGAUUCAUAUUAUGCUGCACUGAACCCAUGUGAGGUGAAUGGGUACGUGGCAGGAAUUUAUUCCUUGAAAUGCUUGAAGAAUAAAAUUGCUUGUAUAGCAUAUAUCACUGCCUUGGCGUCCCUACAUGUACAUGUAUAUGUCAAGAUAACAACAUCUAAGUUCCUUGGAAAGCACAUAGAGAAGUUAAAAGUAUGUGAUAUAUAUAUGCACUUCAUAAGAAUUGUAUAUUAUCAUUGAUAUAGAUUACACUACUUCCUGUUACUUUCUUGUUUUAUCAUUUUCUUUGUGAAACUUUUAUACCUGAAAGCUGUCAAUAGACUACUGCUUCAUAUAACGUUAAAGGACGAUUGAAUUUUUAUACGCCCGUCUAGACGGGACGUAUUAUGGUAUCACGCUCGGUGUCCGUCCGUUAUCUUUUACUUGUAAACACGAUAACUUCAGUUUGACUUAACCUAGGCUCAUAUAAUUUGAUGUGUAUGAUACUAGCAUGAAUCCCAGGAAGCCUAUUGAUUUUGAGAUCAAAAGGUCACAGUGACCUAUUUUCAUCUUACCCUUCUGCAGUCCUUGAAAACACGAUGACUUCAGUUUAACUUAUUCUAGGCUCAUAUAAUUUGGUGUGUAUGAUACUAGCAUGGAUCCCAGGAAGCCUAUUGAUUUUGAGGUCAAAAGGUCAAGGUCACACUGACAUGUUUUCAUCUUACCCUUCUGCAGUCCUUGUAAACGCGAUAACUUCAGUUUACUUAAUCUAGGCUCAUAUAAUUUGGUGUGUAUGAUACUAGCAUAGAUAUCAGCAAUUCUAUUGAUUUUGAGGUCAAAGGUGAAGUCGCCACCUUCCACUUGUUUGACCAAUAACUCAAUUUUUUGCGUUACAGGCGGGCGUAUUAUGUGCUCGCCUUAGCGACACUCUUGUUUAAAUAAGUGUGAAUUUGUUCAUGUUAUGUUCUUUGUUUUGAACAGUGUGAAAAUCGUUCAAUCAGUUUUAAUGAUCUGACUGCAACUUAAGUUGAUUUGUAGGGGAAGGUGAGGUUCUUAAUAAUGCAAUAUGUUUCUGUGUUUGUUCCCAAUCAAAAUCCAUGUAUUUGACACAGAGUCAAAGUCAAAUGUUUUUUUCAGUACUUUAAAUAUACAUGUAAAAAAUGCAAAACAAAUUUGCCAAAAUCAUUUUUCUUUUUGGGGUAAUCUUGAAUGAAAUGCCUGUAUUAUGCGUAUGUGAAAGGUGAGGUUUUUUACCCCUCAUGCCCUUAAUUUCAUGUUCAGAUUAAAAUGAGGGGUAGGAGGACAAAACCAGAAUUUGAUGACCAUAUAUGGUCCCAAUUCGCCCUUUUUGUAGUUUAAAAAAAAAAGUAGAGAGGAAAGUUGAAGUAAAAGAAAAAUAAAACGGAGGAGGGGUAAGUAGAAGAAGAAAGGGAAAUAAAUAUAAUAAUAAUAGUAUUGCAUUUAUAGAGCGCUUAAAUAUCAAGAUCUCUAAGCGCUCUACAUUAAUUAGAAGACUUAUUGAAUUACGAUCAUUUUACAUUCUAUAUUAUUAUGUUAACAUUAAAUAUACAAAAUAUCAAAAGAAAAUGACUGAGAAGAAGAAGUUGGAGUAUCUUUUUUAUCCUACUUUUCCCCAUUCUAAUACCAUAUUUUUUAUCAAUUUUUUAAAAUAUCUUAUAAGGAUAGCAUAAAUUUAUUUCUUUACCGUCCAUUAAGAUGUACAUGUUUAAUGUGAAUGCUGUACGUACCUACAUGUAUAAAUUAAAUGCAAUUAUAUAUCAAUAACAUCUGUAUAUAAUAAAGAUAUGUAUAUAAAGAAUAAAGAGUGAAUUAUAAUUAUAUGUCAAUAUUA